Messenger RNA from Synchiropus splendidus (mandarinfish), 10154 nucleotides. RefSeq names its product plexin-A2-like. NCBI's taxonomy places the organism in Eukaryota, Metazoa, Chordata, Actinopteri, Syngnathiformes, Callionymidae. Gene Ontology annotation, biological process: regulation of cell migration; semaphorin-plexin signaling pathway involved in axon guidance; positive regulation of axonogenesis. The record is from RefSeq and is a predicted model, not a curated record. The transcript has 32 exons. Gene Ontology annotation, cellular component: semaphorin receptor complex. Bases 280 to 6012 code for a protein of 1910 amino acids. Gene Ontology annotation, molecular function: semaphorin receptor activity; protein binding.
UCCGAGCGGCUGACAGAGUCGCACACUGCUGCCCGGAUGACUCUACAAGCUGAAUCAAUUGAGCGGCAGUUUGCCUGACUAACGUCCACGCUGACCGACGAGGACACUCGGAGACCGGCUCGGGAACUAAACUGCUGAACCGGAUCCACUCAUGAAUGAGACUCCGCUUCUUUCAAGACUGAUAGGAAGAUGACUUAAGACGGACGUGACAACAAGCUUGUUAUUUGGCCGCUCCUUGCAGACACACAAUCCCUCAGAGAGUAUUUCUGCCUGGUGGGGAUGGGAAUGUGUUCGGAUAAAGGAUGGACUUACUGCGGCCUCACGAAAGGUCACAGUCCUCCAAAGGUCUCGUCAUGGCCUGCGGCUCUUCUGCUAUUGACUCUGAUCUGGUUCAAUCAAAAGAGUGCUGGACAGAUUCUCAACAGCUUUCACUCGGAGCGACGCGAUUGGUCAUUGAACCACCUGACAGUGCACCAGUCCACUGGUGCUCUGUAUGUCGGAGCCAUCAACCGGAUCUACAAGCUCUCUGCGAACCUCACGCUCCUUGUGUCACAUGACACGGGGCCAGAGUAUGACAAUAAAGCCUGCUACCCUCCGCUCAUCGUGCAGCCAUGCUCCGAACCGCUAGCGUCAACCGACAACGUAAACAAACUUUUGUUGAUUGACUACUCUCACAACCGGCUCCUGGCGUGUGGCAGUCUCUACCAGGGCGUCUGCAAGCUGAUGAGACUGGACGACUUAUUCAUUCUGGUGGAGCCCACUCAUAAGAAAGAGCACUACCUGUCCAGCGAUAACCAGACAGGGACCAUGUAUGGGGUGGUGGUGCCGUCACAGGGUCAGGACGCUACGCUGUACAUCGGAACUGCAGUUGGAGGCAAACAGGACUACUUUCCGACCAUAUCCAGUCGGAAACUUCCACGUGAUCCUGAGUCCUCAGCGAUGCUGGACUACGAGCUCCACACCGACUUUGUGUCAUCGCUCAUCAAAAUCCCAUCCGACACGCUUGCUCUGGUUCCUCAUUUUGACAUUUACUACGUUUACGGAUUUGCGAGUGGCAGCUUUGUCUACUUCAUGACGGUGCAGCCUGAGACACCCGAGAAUGGGAUGCCAGCCGGGAGCUCACCGGGCGACCUGUUCUACACCUCACGCAUCAUUCGCCUUUGCAAAGGUGAUAAAAAGUUUCACUCCUACGUGUCACUUCCUGUGGGGUGCGUUCACAAAGGCGAGGAGUACCGGCUGCUGCAGACGGCGUACCUGUCGAAGGCCGGGAGGGUUCUGGCCAAUGCACUCAACAUCAGUGCGCAGGAGGACGUGCUCUUCGGCGUCUUCUCCAAGGGCCAGAAGCAGUACCACGACCCACCGGACCACACCGCCGUGUGCGUCUUCACCAUCCACGACAUCAACAUGCGCAUCAAGGAACGACUGCAGUCAUGCUACCAGGGUGAAGGAAAUCUGGAACUGCACUGGCUGCUGGGCAAGGACGUGCAGUGCACCAAGGCGCCUGUUCCCAUCGACGAUCACUUCUGUGGGUUGGACAUUAACCAGCCUCUCGGCGGCUCGCAGCUGGUGUCGGGUCACACCGUGUUCACGGAGAGUAGAGAGCGCCUGACCUCCAUCACUUCCUACAUCUAUAACGGACACUGCGUGGUUUUCCUGGGAACUAGGAAUGGACGACUCAAAAAGCUGCGGGUGGACGGUCCUGCUGAGGCUGGCGUGCUGUACGAGACGUUGACUGUGAUGAAGGAUAGCAGACCCAUCCUCCGGGACAUGGCUUUCUCUCUGGACAAGAACUCUCUUUAUGUCAUGUCUGACAAUCAGGUGGCCCAGGUUCCCGUGGAGUCCUGUGAUCAGUACAGCACAUGUGCUGAGUGUCUGAGCUCCAGUGACCCCCACUGCGGCUGGUGUGUCCUGUACAACAUGUGCUCGAGGAAGGAUCGGUGUCAGAGGGCAGACGAGGCGUACCGCUUCGCGACCACCAUUGACCGCUGUGUGAAGGUCAUUGCUCACCCUGACAGCAUUGCCGUGUCAGCACACAGCGUCCCUCUCUUGUUGGAGGUGAACAAUGUUCCAGACCUUUCCGCUGGUAUCAGCUGUUCAUUCGGGAGUCACGCUCAAGUUGAUGGUCACGUCAACGGAAACAGGGUCAUGUGCUUGUCACCUGCUGGGAAGGAAGUUCCUCAGAUUCCCGUGGGUCAAGACUGGGCUGGCGUGGAGCUUCGACUAAACUCAAAGGAGACGGGUCAAAUGGUCGCCAGCACGGAAGUGAAGUUCUACAACUGCAGCACGCAUCAAAUGUGUCUCUCCUGUGUCAACAGCUCUUUCCGCUGCCACUGGUGUAAAUAUCGCAAUCUGUGCACCCACGACCCAAGCAGCUGCUCAUUCCAGGAGGGCCGAGUCAACGCUUCUGAGAACUGCCCGCAGCUUCUGCACUCUGGUGAAAUCCUCAUCCCAGCUGGCGAAGUGCGCCCCAUCACCCUGAAGGCUCGCAACCUUCCUCAGCCGCAGUCGGGUCAGCGAGGCUACGAGUGUGUGGUGCAUGUGCAGGGAGUCAGCCACCGAGUGACGGCACUGCGCUUCAACAGCACCAGCGUGCAGUGUCAGAACAGCUCGUACCUGUACGAGGGUGUGAAGAUCAGUGACCUGGCAGUGGACCUCUCCAUCGUAUGGAACGGCAAUUUCAUCAUUGACAAUCCAGAGAAGAUUAAAGUGCACCUCUACAAAUGCAGUGCUCAGCGCGACAGCUGCGGCAUGUGUCUCCGAGCCGAGAGAAAGUUCCAGUGCGGCUGGUGCAGCAGCGAAGGCAGGUGCACCAUGAAACAGCACUGCUCCCCCAUCUCCCCCUACGCCAGCCGGUGGUUGGACCUCUCGGCCAGGAAUGUCAAGUGCACCAACCCUCGCAUCACCGAGGUGACUCCAGUUGCUGGACCAUUAGAGGGGGGUACGUUGGUGACCAUCCAGGGCCUCAACCUGGGUCUGUCCUUCUCUGAGCUGGAAGGAAACGUGAAGGUGGCAGGAGUUGACUGUGUCGCUCAGGAGGAAGGAUACAUCACUGCUGAACAGAUCGUGUGUGAGAUGGUUGCUGCACCCAAAGGAAGCUCACCAGGUCCGGUCAAGCUUUGCGUCGGCGAGUGCAGGCCAGAACUGCGAGCCCAGUCCACACAACUCUACUCAUUUGUGACGCCCUCUAUGCUGGCCCUGACUCCCGGGAGAGGACCCGAGUCCGGUGGCACCAAAGUGACCAUAGUUGGAGAGAACCUCAGUGCCGGCAGCACCAUCACCGUUUACUUUGGCAAUCAAACCUGUGAGCUUUACAGGAGGACCAUGUCAGAGAUUGUGUGCUUCUCUGCUCCAUCUGUAACCGGAGCGGGACCGGUGCAGGUCAGCCUGAGCGUGGAUCGCGCCAAAGUUCCUGGCAGUCUGUCUUUUGAGUACAUAGAAGACCCCACGGUCCAGCGCAUCGAGCCCCUGUGGAGUAUUACCAGCGGCCACACCACGCUGACAGUGACCGGCACCAACCUGGACGUUGUUCAGGAGCCGCGGGUCAGAGUCAAAUAUGCUGGACACGAAUCUGUCAAUGUGUGCAAAGUUCUCAACACGACCACUAUCAGCUGCUUCGCUCCGUCACUGAAGGCCGAGUACAACUCUGACCAUGAGACGGUCAAACACGUGGAUGAGUUUGGAUUUGUCUUCAACAACGUCCAAGCUCUGCUGACAUACAACAACACAGGUUUUGUCUACUAUCCCAACCCUUACCUGGAGCCCCUGAGCCUGACCGGCAUCCUGGAGCAGAAACCAGGUGCACCAAUCAUACUCAAAGGUCGUAACCUGGUGCCAUCUGCGUCUGGGGGAGCGAGGCUGAAUUACACGGUGCUCAUCGGCGACACUCCCUGUUCUCUGACGGUGUCGGACACGCAGCUUCUCUGCGAGCCGCCCAACCUCACUGGGCAACACAAAGUCCUCGUACAAGUUGGAGGACUCCACAUUUCUCCUGGAGAAGUCCACAUUCGAUCCGACAGCCUCCUCACUCUUCCUGCUAUAUUCAGUAUUGCUGCUGGCGGAGGGCUGCUCCUUAUCGUUGUCAUCAUCGUGCUACUCGCGUACAGACGGAAGUCGCACGAGAACGACCUCACUCUGAAGCGCCUGCAGAUGCAGAUGGACAAUCUCGAGUCCAGAGUGGCUCUGGAGUGCAAGGAAGCCUUUGCAGAGCUCCAGACUGACAUCAACGAGCUGACCAGCGACUUGGAUCGAGCUGGCAUCCCCUACUUGGACUAUCGCACUUACGCCAUGAGAGUUCUAUUCCCUGGCAUCGAUGAUCAUCCAGUGCUCCGAGAGCUGGAGGUUCCAGGGAGCGGACAGGCCGGCGUGGAGAAAGCCUUGAAGCAGUUUGCUCAGCUGGUGAACAACAAGGUUUUUCUGCUCACAUUCAUCCGCACGCUGGAGCUUCAGCGCUCCUUCUCCAUGCGCGACCGCGGCUACGUGGCCUCGCUCAUCAUGACGGCCCUACAGGGACGGCUAGAGUAUGCCACCGACAUCCUCAAACACCUGCUCUCUGACCUGAUAGAACGCAACCUGGAGAGCAAGAACCAUCCCAAACUGCUCCUGCGCAGAACCGAGUCGGUGGCUGAAAAGAUGUUGACAAAUUGGUUUGCUUUCUUGCUCCACAAAUUUCUCAAGGAGUGUGCUGGCGAGCCGCUCUUCAUGCUGUUCUGUGCCAUCAAACAGCAAAUGGAGAAGGGACCCAUCGACUCCAUCACCGGAGAAGCCCGUUACUCCCUCAGUGAGGACAAACUCAUCCGUCAACAGAUAGAAUACAAGACACUGACGCUGAGCUGUGUGAACCCGGACAAUGAGAACAGCCCCGAAAUCCCUGUCAAGGUGCUCAACUGUGACACAAUUACCCAGGUGAAAGAGAAGAUCCUGGAUGCAGUGUACAAGAAUAUGCCGUACUCUCAGAGGCCACGAGCUGCAGACAUGGACCUCGAGUGGCGUCAGGGUCGAACAGCUCGUGUGGUCCUGCAGGAUGAGGACAUCACCACCAAGAUUGAGAGCGACUGGAAGAGACUCAACACUCUGAUGCACUACCAGGUGACGGAUCGCUGCGUGGUGGCCUUGGUGCCCAAACAAAUGUCGUCUUUCAACAUUCCUACCUCAGCCAGCUUCCCCAGGAGUAUCAGCCGAUACGGUGUGGAGGUGCCGUUCCGCUCAACCCCGACCAGCCCUGAUAGCCCCCACUCCCGCGUGCCCAUGCUGACCCCAGACCUGGAGAGCGGCGUGAAAGUUUGGCACUUGGUGAAAAACCACGACCACGGCGACCAGAAAGAAGGAGAGAGAGGGAGCAAGAUGGUGUCAGAGAUUUACCUGACCAGGCUGCUGGCCACAAAGGGUACACUCCAGAAAUUCGUGGACGACCUGUUUGAGACUCUUUUCAGCACUGUCUGUCGGGGAACUGCGCUGCCUCUCGCCAUUAAGUACAUGUUCGACUUUCUGGAUGAGCAGGCGGACAGACAUGGUAUCCACGACAUGGACGUCCGCCAUACCUGGAAGAGCAACUGUUUGCCUUUGCGGUUCUGGGUGAAUGUCAUCAAGAAUCCACAAUUUGUUUUCGACAUCCAUAAAAGCAGCAUCACGGACGCAUGUCUGUCUGUCGUGGCCCAGACUUUUAUGGACUCUUGUUCCACUUCAGAACAUCGUCUGGGCAAAGACUCGCCAUCCACCAAACUUCUCUACGCUAAGGAUAUACCACACUACAAAAGCUGGGUGGAAAGGUACUACGCCGACAUCAACCGCCUGCCUGCCAUCAGCGAUCAGGACAUGAAUGCCUAUCUGGCUGAGCAGGCUCGCCUCCACUCCAGUGAGUUUAAUGUGCUCAGUGCCCUCCAUGAGGUCUUCAGCUACGUCAGCAAGUACAGCCAAGAGAUUAUUGAGGCGCUGGAACUGGAUGAACAGGCCCAGAAGCAGAAGUUGGCGUAUAAAGUGGAGCAGAUCCUCUCAGCCAUGUCCUUAGAGAGCUGAGACACGGCGUUGCAUGCAAACAUCCACAUGUGAACACUGUACAAGCUCUUGUACGUGAGUGCACAAACACACACAAGUUCUGAGCCCACAGACUGUCACAAGAAGAAGCCAAUGCAGAAUCCCUGCAGACUUUAUGGACCUACUGUACACACAUGCAUACAAAUGUACAUAUACCAACACCACAACAAAGACCAAACAGCAGAUCAUCCCAAAGCUCCACUUUUGAAUCCAGUGUCAUCGUUCUCCCUGAAGACUUUCCAAUCGGCAGACGUCCAAGUCUUCAAACGCUCCAGCGGCAGUCGAGAAAGAAAGAGGAUUUUCGGCCCAUCACGCUCUCUGGGUUUGCCACCAAAUCUUUUCUGCUGGGUAAUAGUUUGCCUUUGGAGUUGGUACUUAGACUCAAAUGUGUGCACAGCGUGGCUGGAACUCAAAAGAGAGCUGCUCUUAAGGAAUGACAAGACUUCAAAAGUCACUGGAGGAGCUCAGUAAAAACACAGGAGCCAAUUUAUUUAGUUGGCACAUAAGUAAGAAAAGUACCCUUUUGUUUUUGUUUUUUUUCCAACGUGAAAGAUGAAGGACCCUCAUUUCACACUACAUAUCACAGCUUGACGUGAUGUCGCCAUUUGGAGUGGAGAUGUGUCGCUCAGUGUUGUUAAGCCUUUUUGCUUGUGCAGGCUGAUGAAAACAGAGGCACUUUCAAUAAUCUGGCAGUGUUGCGGACAUUUCUGUCCCUUGAAGCUUCUUGUUACAGGAUGGUUAUGUGAUCUGAUGAAGUUGUCAUGAAUGAAACAUUUAAAACAGAAUAUUGUCUCUGAAGGAGCUAGCGUCCAGCUUUCAAAUUCCCGAAUGACAUCACUGGGAAAUAAGAGUAGCUCCAAGAGUUGACAUGUAGUUGUGAAGUCCCUCUGAACACGACCUUGGUUGAGAGUUGCAGUUGUCGUGGCUGACAAACUCAUCAUCCUUUGCACUGUGAAUCCAGAAUUACAAAGACACUAUAUUCCUCGUCCAAGUGCUAAGACUGGCCACCAACACUGGGCGACCAACAGAUGUAACCUAUCCCUUUCCUGGUUUGGAAGUCCAACACCUUUCUGGCAUUGUAGCCAAAUUAGAUGCCAAUCCAACCCAAGCUCCUCCUGCAUGAGCCCAGGUGGCAGUGUCUGUAUCUUGCUUUGCAGGAACUCUAAAGCUAACUGCAACUUCUUUCCAUAUAUCUCUUUGUAUUAAAAAUGGCUAUACAUAACAAAUGCAAAUGCACUGAAACUGAACUGGUGACUGACCACAUGGUUUUUCACUGCUUAUUUUUAUUAGUCCACAUUACACAAUUCAGAAACACAUGCAGCAGUUGUAGGUCUGCAUUUAGAACACAGAUUCUCCCCCCACCUUGGACUCAGAGGUGAACUGUCCCCUGAAGCCCCGCAGCACUCUGGGCGCCCCCUCCCCUUUCUCCAGUUCUACUGUCACAAGUUAAAAUGACAGUUGUGUGUUUCACUUGCACCUGAGUGAUGCGCCUGUCCAGCUGAUGCGUGUGGCAGUUGCGAUGGCGCAGAGCGACAAAAAAUAUGUGCUUUUUACGUGGCAGUUCGCCCAUGCCUAAAACCGCCACUGCCCAUGACUACAACAGCGGUGACAACAGCACCCCUUGUUCUCUUACUCAUCAAUAUCGACCUCCCCAUUUUCAACACAGGUCAUACUUGAUGCAAACAGUGCCCAGAUCCACAAACCGCCAAAACCAUGACCAACACAUUCUCACUCUCAAGGCAUCACAUGGUGAUGAUCGUCAAAUGUCUUUACCACCCAUUGUUUACUCGAGCCAUCCACAUGUUUCCUGGUGUUCAAAAAGAAUGUUUGUGGUACAGAUGGGGAUGUGCAAGGGUGAUGAUCACAGGCUCCCACUGUUACCUCAUGUGACUAUGAGCAUGAACCUCAGUUGACAGUUGGCGCAGAGUCAAGCCGGUAUUCCAAUGAUGAUGGUACUAUAUAUAUAAUGUCACAUGAAAUUGUAUUUCAAUACUGGAACCUUAAGGUGUCCCACUUCAUGGCUUCGCCCCUACACGAACAUUUUUUUUACUGUAAGAUGCAAAGUAACCACCGUCUUUAGCCAGGCAUAUUGGACAAUCAGCCAAAACAGUUGCUGUCAAACAAAAUGUAGAUUUAUUGAAGUGUCUGUAGCAUUCCGUAACUGGAGAAAGGGUCUAAACAGAAUGGAAUUUCAGAAUUUUAAGAGACACUUCAGCUUUCUCACUUUCCACUGAAUUUUCCUGAUGUUGGAGAGUCUUGAAAUUCUCCACUCAUUAGAAGAGGCGACAAAGCCUGAUCACAACAAUCGUCGUGGGGCACGAUAACAGCAUUGAAUAUAAUUCAAAGCCAUUGUGGGCCGCAUGAAAUGACUUGGCACUGGACACGGGACAAGCAAUGGAGACGUCUGUGAGAGAUCAAAUUAAUGUUGUUCAGUUCUACCUGGCAACCCACCUGCUGUCAAAACAUGGAGGUGGGUCUUUCUUUGUGGUCUAUCUUUGACCGAAAACUGUCCUGACAGAUUUUAUUUUGCAUUUAUGUUUGACGGCUGAAUAUAUAACCCAUUCCAAAAGUUUGCGUUGUCCCAUAGCCUCUAGUCAACACAGACACUUGUGUCCACACUCAAGAGUUGCCUGCCAGCUUUUUAAAGACUUGGAAACCCAGACAAACAAAAUCCUGGAGGUGACUCAUAUAUGAAGAGAUGCUUUUGCCUGCUCUGUGCCAAAUAUAAUGACUCAUGCUUCAUCUGAGUUUUAGAAUCCUAUUAAAAACGCAGGGAAAGAUCCCAUUUGAGAUGGGAGGUUCUGUAACGUAAUGAUCGAUAGGCUACUAAUUCAGCCCGUCGAAGAUAAGUGGAGGCCAAAUUGAAGUGUAGCAGAAGGCGUAAUUAAUGACGCUCUCAGCCUGAUGGCGGAGGAGAUUAGCCUGACCCUGCCGGCGCUGCCGCUCCUUCUCCCCUUCCAGCCUCAUCAGUCAUUGUUUACAUCGAGCACCAUACUUGAAAUGCACAAGAUAUUAGAAACGACUGCGCAUAAUCCAGCCAGAUGAAGACUGAAAUUGAAGAACAGGUUUUACUCAGCGUAUGACAGUUGUUUCUAACAUCGUGCGCUGUGAACAUGUGCUGAAUGGUCUAUUUGUGUCAAUCUGUCGACUCGUGUAAAUUUCAUGAAGUCAAGCUUUUGCUUCCAAUCCAACCCUUAUUUAUUGAAUUCUAAAGGUUCCACAGAAUGUUGCCGUGCGAUCUCACAAAUGUUCAAUGCGUAGCCUUCAAACUCGAGAUCGUCUCUGAGGCUAGAAAGGGACCGGGGCACGGUUGUGUGCUUGUUGGUGUGUGUAAUCGUUGAGCGUGAUGUGUAUGAAAGUGUGCUAGAAUUAAUUUAUGUGUGAAUGUUGGUGUGUGUGUGUUUGUCAUAGUCAGUGUGAGGUGUGCGUUAAUAGAUGUGACUGUCUUUGUUGGCAUGAAUGAAUAUGUGAGUGAGGAUUAUGCGUCCAAAUACCUGUGUGUGACCGGUUGAGUGUGUGUGACCGGUUGAGUGCAUAUGUGUGUGUGUGUGUGUGUGUGUGUGUGUGUGCGCACGUGCAUCCGUACAAGUCCUUGUUGUGCGUCUGUGUCGUGCCAAGAAAUUAGCAGGAAGCAAUUCAACCAAACAUCUGUGGUCCCUUUAAACCUUCCAAAACACAUGUGACCUGAACGCUUGUUGUCUAUUUGCUGCUGUAUUUAGAGUGCCAUAUCUACGCCAUAGCUAAUUUGGAAGUAUGUAAACCACUUCAGGGUCUCGCCUUGGAAAGAUUUAUGAAUCUCUAAAAUUGCUUCUUUUUGUGUUUGAAGCCAUCAUUCAUUUCAACUGUCCAGUAUCUGAAGCUCCUCACGUAGGACAUUAAGCAGUAUUUAUCUUCAUAAUAAUAACUACAUGUCCUGUUAAGUGUUAUAAUAUGAAUGAAAUCAUCAGUUUCAUGUGUGGUUUUGACGCGUUAUUAUAAAUGUGUUGUGCAAUAAAAAUGUUGGGCGUUCAAAUUGUUGUUUUUUUAAACUAAAUAUUAUUGUAUAAACUGUACAUAAAGACUCUCCUAUUUUGCAAGCAAAGAUUCACUUUGUACUGUUGUUAUACAUUAAAAAGCUCAGCUGA